GCGCCGGCUACUGCCGGCUCAGAUCGCUCAAACUGUGGAGGAAGACGCUUUAUUUCACCGCUCCCUGGAUUAUUUUCGCUAAAGACUUUGCAAGCUCUUUUACUUUUUUUUCAGUUUUUCUUUUUGAAGGGGAUUUUGCUUGCCACCGGAAGCUCUUGGAAGAUUCAAGCUUCUUGGGAAGAUUUGGAGCUGUUUGGCUCGGAUUUUGCAAUUUCUCCCUGGGGACUGUCGUAGGGCGCAUCAUUGUGGAUUAUAACUGCACCAUGACGCUGGAGGAGCUCGUGACGUGCGACAAUGCGGCUCAGAAGAUGCAGACGGUGACCGCCGCGGUGGAGGAGCUGCUGGUGGCCGCGCAGCGUCAGGACCGCCUCACUGUGGGGGUGUACGAGUCGGCCAAGCUGAUGAAUGUGGACCCCGACAGCGUGGUCCUCUGCCUCCUGGCCAUUGAUGAGGAGGAAGAAGAUGACAUCGCCCUGCAGAUCCACUUCACGCUCAUCCAAUCCUUCUGCUGCGACAACGACAUUGACAUCGUCAGGGUGUCGGGCAUGCAGCGGCUGGCAGAGCUGCUGGGAGAGCCGGCUGAGACGCAGGGUGCCACCGAGGCCCGAGACCUGCACUGCCUCCUGGUCACGAACCCGCACACGGAUGCUUGGAAGAGCCACGGCUUGGUGGAAGUGGCCAGUUACUGCCAGGAGAGCCGGGGCAACAAUCAGUGGGUCCCCUAUAUCUCUCUGCAGGAACGCUGAGGGCCUCCUAGCCACAAAACCUGUUGCUGCCGAAAAUGAGUAAAUAAAUAUUUGAUCCCCUCCCCACCAGAACACCCCCCCAAAACAACCCAACCCAUGAGACCAUGGGGGCAGAGUCACUUGAGACUGAGGACGAGGAGAGGGGAAUGUGCGACCACCUCCCCCCGCAGGGGGACAGAGCCAGAAGCAUCUCCCGAGGUGGCCACCGAGAGAGGAGAAGUGGAGAAGCAGGGACCCGGGCCAGCAGGAGAAGGGGACCCGGGAGGCCAGGCCUCAGGGACGCAGCAGCCAGAGGGAGGAGCUGCCUUCUCCCAGUGUCACAGAGGGCUGGCACGGACACUGCGGGGAUCGGGAGAACCACGGAGUUCCCCACCCUUCUGGAGACCAGAGACAUCUGCAGACGAAAUGUGGAUGACCGAGGGCGAGCCCUCUGCAGGACUAGCAGCUGGGAGCUGGGGCUGUGCUGUUCUGUACCCAGGAACUCCCAGCUUGCAAAUCAGAGACAAUCUAUUUUGUUACUUUGCACUUCUUGUUACUCGGGGACCACUGAAAGAGCCGGGAAGCGUACAGACUUAUAUUUUUAUUUCUACUAUGCUGGCCUUGUAAUAAAUUUCUAAAGCUUC
This is a messenger RNA of Heterocephalus glaber (naked mole-rat), 1369 nucleotides long. It is a transcript of the gene Gadd45b, whose product is annotated as growth arrest and DNA damage inducible beta. Gene Ontology annotation, cellular component: cytoplasm; nucleus. Gene Ontology annotation, biological process: regulation of cell cycle. The record is from RefSeq and is a predicted model, not a curated record. NCBI's taxonomy places the organism in Eukaryota, Metazoa, Chordata, Mammalia, Rodentia, Bathyergidae.